UGGGUGCUUGACAUCACACAUUUUUCAGGGGACAGCCCCCCAGAACGGCUGAAUGAGUAGGCAGGGAGCAGGACAGAGCUGCCUGGAUGUGUGAAAGAGGGGUUCGAAGGAGGUUAAGAGCUGCUUAAAUGAGGUUAGGGAAGGUAACAGGUUCUGAUUUUUAGUAAAAUUACCAAACCAAAGUGACUUUUCAUCAUGAGGAACCUGUUUGGAUCUGCUGUCCUCCUGCAUCUGAUGGGGCUCUGUUUCACCCAGUUCCCUCGCCCCUGUGCUAACUCCGAGGGGCUGCGAACUAAAGAGUGCUGUCCAGUUUGGGAAGGAGACGGCUCACCCUGCGGAGCCCUGUCAGGCCGCGGGUUCUGCACUGAGGUGCUGGUAUCAGAAGAGCCCAACGGGCCGCAGUACCCACACGAUGGAAUUGAUGACAGAGAGCGAUGGCCUUUGGCUUUCUUCAACCGGACGUGUCGCUGUGCUGGAAACUAUGGAGGUUUUAACUGUGGAGAGUGCAGGUUUGGGUACUGGGGUGCAAACUGUGCUCAGUAUAGAGAAUCUGUGCGCAGGAACAUCAUGACCAUGUCAACUUCAGAGCAGCAAAAGUUCAUCUCUUACCUAAACCUGGCUAAAAACACCAUCAACCCUGACUAUGUCAUCUCCACAGCAACAAGAGCAGAGAUGGGGGAAAACGGUGAGAACCCCAUGUUCUCUGACAUCAACACCUACGACCUGUUUGUCUGGAUACACUACUAUGUCUCCAGAGACACCUUCUUGGGAGGCCCAGGGAAUGUUUGGAGAGACAUAGAUUUUGCCCAUGAGUCUGCAGCAUUCCUUCCCUGGCACAGAGUCUUCCUGCUACACUGGGAGAAUGAGAUAAGGAAAAUUACAGGAGAUUUUAACUUCACCAUCCCAUACUGGGACUGGAGGAAUGCCCAGUCUUGUGAAGUGUGCACCGAUGCUCUGAUGGGCGGACGCAGCUCCCUAAAUCCCAACCUCAUCAGCCCUGCUUCUGUCUUCUCCUCGUGGAAGGUGAUCUGCUCUCAGCCUGAGGAAUACAACAACCGAGAGGCUCUAUGCAACGCCACAGGAGAGGGUCCACUGUUGCGUAAUCCAGGCAACCACGACCAAAACCGCGUACCGAGACUCCCUACAUCAGCUGAUGUGGACUUCGCUGUGGGCCUUCCUGGGUAUGAGACGGGAAACAUGGACCGAUUCUCCAACAUGAGUUUUAGAAACGUCCUGGAGGGAUUUGCCAGCCCAGAGACAGGUCUAGCAGUACCAGGCCAGAGCACCAUGCACAACUCUCUGCACGUCUUCAUGAAUGGCUCCAUGUCCUCCGUCCAAGGUUCAGCCAAUGACCCUAUAUUCCUGCUGCACCAUGCCUUCAUUGACAGCAUCUUUGAACGCUGGCUCAGGAACCACCAGCCUCCGCGGAGCAGCUACCCACGAGCCAAUGCCCCUAUAGGCCAUAAUGAUGGCUACUAUAUGGUACCUUUUCUACCACUCUACAGAAACGGAGACUAUUUCCUGUCCAACAAGGCUUUAGGAUAUGAGUAUUCUUACCUGUUGGAUCCAGGUCAGAGGUUUGUGCAGGAGUUUCUUACCCCUUACUUGCAACAAGCUCAAGAUAUCUGGCAGUGGCUGCUGGGGGCCGGGAUCCUUGGAGCUUUGAUUGCUUCGAUUUCUGCCGUUGUACUUGUUGUUGCAAGAAGGAGGUGGAAGCGGAACCAGAGAAGAAAGAGAGCAUCAAACUAUGGAGAGAGGCAGCCACUGCUACAGAGCAGUUCAGAAGAAGGCUCAUCGUCAUAUCAAACCACUCUUUAACAAAAACAGAUACUAUCAAAUACUAGCUGAAUAUUGGUGUUCAAACUAUUCAGGAGACUUUCUAAUUUAAAAAAUCCAAACAGAUGUAACACAGAGGUAAUGCAGGUACAGAUGAGCCAGUAAAGCAUCAGUAAAAAACAAACACUUAUUUUUUCCCCAUCCUACUUGAUGUAUCUGUUCUGAAAACAUACUGGAAAUCCUUGUGUUAUUGUGUUAAAACCAUAUCUUCAUAUUUUUCUCAUUAAGUGAAACAGAACUAUUAUUUAUGACAUAUUUUUAUUAUAUACAAUACAGCACUUUCCAAUCUAAGGUAAGAAAUUCCAUUUACAUGAAAAAAGUAGGGUUUUAAAACUCUAAUCAUGCAAAGUCUUUAAAUAUUAAAUACCUCCACUGCUGCUAAAGUACAAUCUUAGGUGUGGUAAUGUUUGCACAAGCUGUUAAUGUCACAUCGAUUCCCUCCUUAUGUUGAAUCAUUAAGAUUAUGGAAUCUGUAAGGAAACUUGAACCCUCUCUGUGGCGUUCUUUUGAGCUAAUAAACUGAGGUCCAACCUUUUAUUCUGUAUAUAUUAUCAAAUCUGUAUUUUCUUUGUGCAAGCAUUUCAUAGAAACUCCAUAAUACAGAUGGCCUAAAAUGUUUCUGAUUCACAGUCAGUCUUUCAGCCAUUCAGGUCUGCACUCGUCUAUAACGGUGAAAAAUGAAUCAUAACCAAUAUUUUGUGGGUUCACAAUGGUGCUAUAAUAUAACUCUGUGAUACAAUGCCUUACGUUACAAAAAAAAUAAAUAAAUGUUGGAUUCAUAUCUAUAUCAAUCAUGAGUUUGUAUGAGUUUAUAUGAAUACUGAUUAUUCUGUGAUUAUAUGUUGGGAAUACAAGA
Molecule: messenger RNA, 2692 nt
Organism: Cyprinodon variegatus (sheepshead minnow)
Lineage: Eukaryota; Metazoa; Chordata; Actinopteri; Cyprinodontiformes; Cyprinodontidae
Gene: tyr
Product: tyrosinase
Exons: 6
Coding region: 196-1818 (540 amino acids)
Biological process (GO): melanin biosynthetic process; pigmentation
Molecular function (GO): tyrosinase activity
Source: RefSeq, a predicted model, not a curated record